AGUAAAGGGCGCGCUUUGGUUUUGUUUGGUCCAGGUAUCGGGUAGAGUCACAACUGUUAGCAUACAGCGCAACAUUACCUGCACUUUACCUGACACGCUCACAUCCACCUGCUGCAUGCUGGGAACCGGCGGCAAGUCGGUAGACAAAGACGGACGGACUGUCACUGAGAAAUGAAAUGAGGCUUUACUCCUUCAGAUUUGGAUGUCUGCUGGUUUUUGCGUGUAUUGCGUCAAUUACUUGGAUUAAAUCGAUUCCCAGUGAUGGAGGUCCAUCAGCACUGCCAGACCUGCAGACCCUGUACGAACGCCUGGUGGUGGCUGAGGAGUUGGGAGGGCAGGUCAGCUCAGAUCUCAGCAGCAUCCUGGAACAGUUGAGGAACAUAUCAAAAGCCGCCAACAUCACCCACCCCGACUAUAACAGGACCACCACCAUUUCCGCAGAAACAAUAGGGCGGCAAGCAGACUAUUUAGGCCAACAGUCAUUACUCCAGCCCAACAUUUACCUCUACAUGCCCCACCUCAGACAACAUCCAGACAGCCUCCAACCCAACAUAGUCCUGGGACAGGGACGCCAUGGAGUGUCCAUGGUGCUGGGCAUUCCCACAGUGAAGCGUGAGAAGCAGAGCUACCUGGUCAGCACUCUCAGCUCUCUGCUCUACAGCCUGACAUAUUUGCAGCAACAAGAUCUCCUCAUAAUUGUCUUUGUUGCCGAGACGGACUCAGACUAUGUGGGCAGCAUAUCAGAGACCAUAAGGAAGAAGUGAGUGAUUCUAGAUUGCCUCAUAGAUGUGUGUGUGUGUGUGUGUGUGUGUGUGUGUGUGUGUGUGUGUGUGUGUGUGUGUGUGUGUGUGUGUGU
This is a messenger RNA of Anarrhichthys ocellatus (wolf-eel), 856 nucleotides long. Its product is annotated as alpha-1,3-mannosyl-glycoprotein 4-beta-N-acetylglucosaminyltransferase A-like. The transcript is spliced from 5 exons. Lineage: Eukaryota; Metazoa; Chordata; Actinopteri; Perciformes; Anarhichadidae. Bases 177 to 764 code for a protein of 195 amino acids. The record is from RefSeq and is a predicted model, not a curated record. Gene Ontology annotation, cellular component: endoplasmic reticulum-Golgi intermediate compartment; Golgi stack; endoplasmic reticulum. Gene Ontology annotation, biological process: protein N-linked glycosylation. Gene Ontology annotation, molecular function: acetylglucosaminyltransferase activity.